AUACCUUAUUAGAAGUAAUAAACAGUAAAGAACAGCGUCGGUGGAAGAACUGGUACGAUACUCCAGUCCAGGAUGCACAUUACAACGGAGUCAACUCGAAUAAAGAAAGGAUAAAGGAAUCCAGUUGUCAUUAUGGUGAAAGAAUGGGAAUUGAAAAGAACGAGUAUAAAGCUUUGAAAUAUUUACAUCAAUCUGUUGAUAGUGGUCAUAACGAUGAAUU
This is a messenger RNA of Dentiscutata erythropus, 220 nucleotides long. NCBI's taxonomy places the organism in Eukaryota, Fungi, Glomeromycota, Glomeromycetes, Diversisporales, Gigasporaceae. The record is from the annotation of a GenBank genome assembly.